UGUAUCUCAAAAAGUUGUAUUUUCAGAUUUAUUUACAAUUAUAUUAUGCCGAAAAAAGAAAAGGUGAGUUUGUAAAUGUGAGAAAAGUGAUCCGCUUCGGUUGAGGACUUCAAAACUUCCCGAAAGACUAGUAAACGUACUUUAAUUUAUUCGGUUCGGCGGUUCGACUUCGUACACAUUGCAAGUUUACUGUGCCAUGUCAGUUGGUUGUGGAGUUGUGGAGGCGAUGAAGACCAAAGUUGAUAAAAACAAAAACGGCGACAGUUUUACCGAGAGUCGUCCAGAGAAGCAAGUAUCGUCUCUGGCGAGCGGUCCGCCGCCGCCCGCGGCGAUAGUGCCGCGGUCCGCGGACGGCCCGCGCCCUCCAGGCUGGAGCGGCCAGCCGCGCCGGCAGGGCUCCAGCCGCUUCAACGUGCAGAACCACAAUCAGGAGCUCGUCAAACUACCGCCUAUCAAAGAUGCGCCGGCGGCCGAACGUGAGCAACUGUUCGUCCAGAAAUUACGACAAUGCUGCUUGCUGUUCGACUUCGCCGACGAGCCUCUGUCCGACCUCAAAUGGAAGGAGGUGAAGCGCGCCGCGCUGCUGGAAAUGGUCGACUACGUCACCUCGCAGCGCGGCGUCAUCACCGAGGCUAUAUACCCGGAAGCGGUCAAUAUGUUCGCAAUAAACCUAUUCCGGACACUGCCUCCGUCGUCCAACCCCAACGGCGCAGAGUUCGACCCGGAGGAGGACGAGCCCACUCUAGAAGCAGCAUGGCCGCACCUACAGCUGGUCUAUGAACUGUUCCUGCGACUGCUGGAGUCGCCAGACUUCCAGCCCAACAUUGCCAAGAAGUAUAUUGACCAGAAGUUUGUCUUACAGUUACUGGAGCUGUUCGACUCGGAGGACCCCCGGGAGCGAGACUUCCUCAAGACCACGCUGCACAGGAUAUACGGCAAGUUCCUCGUGCUGCGCGCCUACAUACGGAAACAAAUCAAUAACGUCUUUUAUAGGUUUAUCUACGAGACGGAGCACCACAACGGCAUCGCGGAGCUGCUGGAGAUCCUCGGCUCCAUCAUCAACGGGUUCGCGCUGCCGCUGAAGGAGGAACACAAGAUGUUCCUCUUGAGGGUACUACUGCCUCUGCACAAAGCAAAGUCACUGUCGGUAUACCACCCGCAGUUGGCGUACUGCGUCGUGCAGUUCCUCGAGAAGGACCCCUCGCUCACGCAACCUGUAGUUAGGGCAUUAUUAAAAUACUGGCCGAAGACCCACUCGCCGAAGGAGGUGAUGUUCCUGAACGAGAUGGAAGAAAUCUUGGACGUGAUCGAACCAGCAGAGUUCCAGAAGAUCAUGGACCCGCUGUUCCGACAGCUAGCCAAGUGUGUCUCCAGCCCCCACUUCCAGGUGGCGGAACGAGCACUCUACUACUGGAACAACGAGUACAUAAUGUCUCUAAUAUCGGACAAUGCGACGCACAUCCUGCCCAUCAUGUUCCCUUCGCUGUACCGCAACACCAAGAGCCACUGGAACAAGACCAUCCACGGGCUGGUGUACAACGCGCUCAAGCUCUUCAUGGAGAUGAACCAGAAGCUGUUCGACGAGUGCACGCAGCAGUAUAAACAGGAGAAACAAAAGGAGCGCGAGCGCGUGGUGCAGCGCGAGGAGCUGUGGCAGCGCAUCGAGGCGCGCGCCGCGUGCAACCCCGCGUACCGCGCGCCGCCGCCGCGCGCGCAGCCGCCGCCCGCCGCCGCCCUAGCCGCGCCCGACCUCGGGUACGCGCGCAGCGACCACGAGCCUCACGAGGUCCGCAAGCAGGGCUACAGCAACGCGUCCAAGCCGCUCCUGCGCAAGAAGUCUGAGCUGCCGGCCGCCAGCAGCACGGUGCAGGCGCUCAUCGAGCACACGCGCGCCGACACCUACCUGCCCACGCCGCCCGACGUCAACCAGUGCUAGCAGCCGCCCGCCCCCACCACGCGGCAGCUGCUGCUGCUACUCAAACAAUCACAACUAAAUACAUAAACACAUUUAAACAUACAAAUACCGGCAGAACUCCGUCGGAAGUAUAGAUUCUACUUCUCGAUCUUAGAUUAAAAAACCGAGCAAGACUCCUAAGAGAGUUAUUGAGGACAGCAGAGGCAAGAGCAUUGGACACUUAAUAAGACACGACGAAUUUAUAUAAAGGAAGCUAGAAGGGGAAGACCAAGAAGAGCUUAUAUGGAACAGAUUAAAGAGAAGGCGAACGUCGUGUCUUAUAAGGAAGUGAAGGAAUUGGCCUUUGAUAGACAAGAAUGGAGAAUGCUGCACCGACAAGAGCAUGGCUCUUAAAUUAGUGAUGAUGAAGUCUCGUAAGAAACUAUCAGCUGAUGAACUCUUCGACGUCUGACGUCACGCCUGAUGACUGACGAAAAAAAAGAAAAGUCUAUACAGAAUAUGGUGCUAACGAUCAUUCACGCUGCCAACACUAUCACAAGUAAAUACAUUAAAACGUAUGAACGAGACAGAUAGAUUAUGGCCGUGUGAAUAAUCGUCUGAAAACUAACAGCCUAUAUACGUUCUACUGCUGGGAAUAAGCCGAGCAGGCAAUCAACGGUAAGAGAUAAUCUUAGAGGAAUUAUAAUAUCACCAUCAUAGGGCAAAUACCAGUACAGAAGAAUAUAACGGCUUGAAAAGACUUGAUUUUGAUAUGAACACGUCUAAAAAGUAAGGCUUCGUUUCGAAGAACUGCAUAACAGCAAAAUGAGGCCAAAAAUGAAUAUAAAUUAUACCAUUUUCAAAUAUCUUCAAAUAUGAGAUCUUAUAAAAUUAUAAUCUAUUCAAAGGAGAUGACUUUGUUAAAUUUAAAUGUAGGUACAGUGGUAUACACAUGCACUGGAGUAAAGAUGAAUUAGUAAUUACAAAAGUUAUUAACAUUUUGUUGCAUUUCAAUAUAACUUCAUGCGUUUGCGAAAUACGUGCAUAUUAUUUGCGUCUAUAUUUAGUUAUAUGUAUACAGAUAACGUAAACAGCUUAUAUACGUCCCACUGCUGAGCACAGGCCUCUCCUAAAUCUACCGGACGGGGUAUAAAGUAUACUCCAACACGCUGCUCCACUGCGGGUUGGUGAAUUAUUAUGUUCAAAUAAUCCUCUCGUUCGCGCCCAACUAGGUACUAACGGGUGAGAGCCCUCAGCGCUCCCCAUUUGUCCGGCCAAGUAGUUAAUGCCAUCUGAGGAAAACUUACAAUAAGUCCGUCAAAGAAAAGUCUUAUUUAAGUCCUUUUAUUAAGCACAUUUUUUAAUAAAUAAUUUUAUUUACAUCAAUUGCAAUUUCCGAGCAAAUUUGAAGUCUAUUUUAUUGUGCAUUUUUCAGAUCAUUCCAAUUUUUUAAACUUUAUGUUUCCAAAAUGAAGACGUGGCCUAAAGGUCUUGUAACCAGGCCAAAAAUUAAAAAAAAAUCUAUGUCGGCCGUAUAAAAAUUGUACCAAAACUCCAGUGCAUAUGUGAUAAACAAGUGAUCUUAGUGCAAGCGAGAGGACGCUAAGUGCGACGCGAUGUGGUCUAUAUUGAAUACUAGUUAGUACAUUAAUAUUAAAUUGUAGUACUUCUGUUGAUGUUUUAUGUUCACCGCUGAAGUAGCCUAUAGCUUGAUAGGGAAAUAAGUCGCUUUAAAAUUGCCGUCUCUCUCGCCCUUACGCGAGAUGCCGUUACUAGAAAGAGAGGGAUAAUAUUUUACAAAACAAAGUUGACUUAUUUUCCGUAUCCGGCUAUAGCGCUAAUAUACAAAAUGGUUGUUAAUUUGUCUGUUGUUGGAACUAAUCGACUUUUUCACUUGUUAGUAAAUGUUAAUGGUUAGUGCCUCACAGGCGAGUUAACAGACGGUAGAUACGCAUAGUUAAUGUGCCAGACAGCAUACUGCACCACAAUUCCGGGCUUAGUUAAUGUCGCGGUGUCUCCUUAAACGUAUCCAUACAUCGCGUGAUAACCCACCAAUGAGAGACGUCAUCUAUCAAAUUAAAGAGCUCUUAUUGGUCGGUUAUCACGCGAUUUUUACUAUUACGACGAACGCUGAUUGUACGCAGCGUAGAGAUAGAAGUCGCAACGAUCCAUGUAAUUCCACCAAUACAAAGAAAUAUAUCAAUGUUAACUAUUAAUAAGCUUGAUGUAGAUAAAUGUAUUCCCCAUUUGUCAAUCCUACUGUUUAGACGUCGUGACUUCUGUCUCUGUCUAACCUAUGUUAUAGAACGUUUGCAACUGGUGGAGUGAGUGAGACGCCUAUAUAAUUAUUGUUUCCUCUCAAUAUGCAUCACAAGGCGCCCUUACGGCUAGCUACUAAAACUCGACGAGCAAAUAUUUGAAAUGGUUUCGAUUUACAUAUCGUUUUUAAUAUUUUUAUAAUCGGUUGACAUUUUCACAUAAUCGAUUUAGGUAGUAUCGAAUCGGUGUAUAAAAUCGAAAUCAGACCGAAUGUCUGUUUGCGAGUACGCGGCAAUUCUUUUUCUAAUAUAAGUAUUACAUUUCACCAUUCCACUUGAGAACCACCAAGGAGUAUAUAGCUGAAUCAUGUAAUUUAACUAUAGUAUAGUAUAAUCAUGUUUAUACAACAGCCAUGUUCUAACUGUUAAUGAUAAUUUAUUGUUUGUAAAAUACCAAAUAUGCAUUGUCUUUUAUAUCUUUAUUUUAUGGUUGAUGUUUUUACACGGAUUUCGUUCGAAACACAGUAGGUAUGUGUUAUUCGCUCUAUCCGGAUUCGUAUUAGAAUAUACCUAUUACAGCUUUUAAAUUCAGGCGGUUUGGAAGUAGAUUGAUUUGGUCUUAAGUCACCCUUAAUAUCUUAUAUUUGUAAUCGACGGUUGGUAACCAUCGCUGGUACAUACAGUGACCUUGAUCUCAACUAUGAUUGUACAUAAAAGCUAGUGUAUGAACCUAUUAUGGACAAGAGGAAUUCCGAUUUUGGUCCGCCUUCACAUAUGCUCUCAAUAACUUAUUUUCGGACAUUUUUAAGUUAAGCUCGGAAAUCCGGUGGCAUAUUUACCUAAACUUGAUGGUAGUACAUAAUAUAGAGUUGAUAUUACCGUUCACCGCUUUACCUGAAAAUAGUAAUAAUUUGAUUCGUUCUUUUCUAACAUGCUUUCAACAAAAAUUGUAAUAUAUUUAAAAUUUAAUUUCUUACUAUUUACAAACUUUAUCACAGCAAUAACGCAUUUAAGUAAUAUUACUUUAGUUACAAAACAUUCGGUACAUUCAGUAUUUUAUUGUUCUGCGAGGUCUGCACUACUACCAGAGGGUUUUAAUCAAUAGAUAAGAAAUGCUAUUUACACAGACAAACGUCGUGAUUUCCGUAAUUUCUGCUAUUAUAAAAAGUUAAGUGAGGCGGUGAACAGUAAUAUCAACUCUAUAUUAUGUACUACCGUUAAGUUUAAGUAAAUAUGCCACCAAAUUUCCGACUUAUAUGUAUAAGCAAUAAAUUCGUGUAGUAACUUCAACCAGAGCUAUAUAAAUAUUGCCUUCAAGCCUACCGUAACUUAGAACAGGGCACGGUUUUGCAUUUCAAGGUAAUUAGUUGACUUUAUUUCUAUUAGUUGUGUGUAUGGAGUGCCAAAGGAGAUUCUGGUAAUCAAUUUCGUGUUUUAUUCCUAUUGAAUGUGGACGACAAUUGAGUGGUAGACUAGGCGGUACAACGGACAUGUAGACAAACAAGCUAUGCCUACCCUUUCCCUGAGACAAUACGUAACUUGAUAAAAGGAAUUAUUUUUCUAUGACUUUGUAAAAUCUUUCCUUGGCUUGCGAAGGACCUUGUCACAUAAGAGAAUGAACUUUGUCGUCUUUUCUUACAACUACAAGCUCGAUAAUCGACGUGGGCUCUAUAGAUAUCGUUCAGUCGACACCUACGCUUCGUAAUCUUUGUGGCAAGGCUUGUCUCAAUGUCUUUGUAUCCCCUAAUUCUUUGUAAAGACGUACGAGCUGUAAUCGGGAGAUACAUUUAUUUAAUUUUAGUCUUUUGACGUAAAAGGUGUUGGUCCAAACCUUAACUGGGUAUCUAGCUGUAUAAAUAUAAUUCUAAAUAUGAUGUUGAGUAUAAAACCUAUAUUAUUGUAGUGUGGAGUAACUAAUAUUUAUAGUAAAUACUCUAUAUACCCAGUCCAGGCGAAACCUUAGGUUCAAUUUAAAGCGACAGUAGUAAAGCACACUGAUUCUUCUCUACAGCCGUUAUGAGUUGAAGAGUAUAGGAAUUUAUUUGUAGAUAAUAUAAUAAUAAUUAUGAUGAAUGGCUCGAAUGCAUGUUUCGUUAAUAUACACUUCUCAUCAAAAAAAUCGAAACACUUCCGUUUUCAUUGUUUCUGUCGGAAUUUAACACAAAAAAGAAUUCAUACGAUGAAAAAAAAUACAUAAAUGUAUAGCUGGCAGUUUGGCCAUUACAGUAAUAAGCGAAAAUUCUAAAUUCAAAAUUAGAAUUUCAUUUGUUUAUCUUAUAAACGAAAUGAAUCACUGUUUUGAGACAAAUGUGUGUUUAGGGUUGGAGUACAUUUAGCGUUUAAAAACUAAAAAUUGGCGCCUAUCCUUAAACUUUUUGUUUUUUAUUUCAAUACUGUGACUUUGGGACGUCUGAAAAAAGGUUUUUUUUCUAAAACGUAUGGAUACUUCGCCCACAGAAGCCGCCCAAGUUGUGGCAUUGCUGGAUUCUGGCCUUAGUCAGCGUGUUGUGGCUGCAAGACUGCAUCUAAGCCUGUCAUCUGUUCAUAGAGUCUAUAAACGUUAUCGGGAGACUGGUUUGUUCACGCGCCGUUCAGGAUCUGGCAGGAAUCGGGUCACUUCUGAGCGAGAUGAUCGAUUUAUUGUAACAACUUCUUUAAGAAAUCGACGCCUUAACGCUUUUCACCUGCAGCAGCGGCUUCGUGUUGUACGAAGGGUGGCUGUAAGUGACUCUACAAUUAGAAGAAGGUUGAAGGAUCGUGGACUGGUACCGCAUAAGCCAGCAAAUGGGCCGAAAUUAACUGCAGACCAUCGAAGAGCGCGCCUUAACUUUGCACGUGAGCACCUAAAUUGGUCAUACCUACAGUGGAGCAAAGUUCUCUUUUCUGAUGAGUGUAAAAUUAUGCUGUAUGGUAACGACGGAAGGAACAAGGUCUACAGAAGAGACGGAGAACGCUAUGCACAAUGCUGCAUUGAAGAAAAGGUCAGCUAUGGUGGCGGUUCUGUAGGUAUGACCAAUUUAGGUGCUCACGUGCAAAGUUAAGGCGCGCUCUUCGAUGGUCUGCAGUUAAUUUCGGCCCAUUUGCUGGCUUAUGCGGUACCAGUCCACGAUCCUUCAACCUUCUUCUAAUUGUAGAGUCACUUACAGCCACCCUUCGUACAACACGAAGCCGCUGCUGCAGGUGAAAAGCGUUAAGGCGUCGAUUUCUUAAAGAAGUUGUUACAAUAAAUCGAUCAUCUCGCUCAGAAGUGACCCGAUUCCUGCCAGAUCCUGAACGGCGCGUGAACAAACCAGUCUCCCGAUAACGUUUAUAGACUCUAUGAACAGAUGACAGGCUUAGAUGCAGUCUUGCAGCCACAACACGCUGACUAAGGCCAGAAUCCAGCAAUGCCACAACUUGGGCGGCUUCUGUGGGCGAAGUAUCCAUACGUUUUAGAAAAAAAACCUUUUUUCAGACGUCCCAAAGUCACAGUAUUGAAAUAAAAAACAAAAAGUUUAAGGAUAGGCGCCAAUUUUUAGUUUUUAAACGCUAAAUGUACUCCAACCCUAAACACACAUUUGUCUCAAAACAGUGAUUCAUUUCGUUUAUAAGAUAAACAAAUGAAAUUCUAAUUUUGAAUUUAGAAUUUUCGCUUAUUACUGUAAUGGCCACACUGCCAGCUAUACAUUUAUGUAUUUUUUUUCAUCGUAUGAAUUCUUUUUUGUGUUAAAUUCCGACAGAAACAAUGAAAACGGAAGUGUUUCGAUUUUUUUGAUGAGAAGUGUAAUUAUAAUUUACAGUCCAAAUUCACUGUUCACUUGUAGGGAUGUUUUUUUUUUUGUUAUUUAUUUACAUUAUUAUAUGAGCAAGUGACUGGUCGAGACGUAAAUAUAAGAAAUGGUUUUGUAAAAUGUAAAUUAUCUUGUACAAAGUAUGAAAUGAUUAUUCAAAACGCUUUAGGUAAUAUGAUUGCAAUUUUAAUGAGAUUUAAGCCGGUCUUAAGCAGUCACUUGCUGGAUAGUCAGGUAUUCUUAAUACUCGAAAUAUCUUAGAAUAUAAUCAUUCUGGAUUGGAUAUCAGAAUAAUAUCAUUUUCAUAAAUUUGUUGUUAUGUAAGCGAACAUUAUGUAUAGACGGGAAUACACAUGUCAGUAGCUAGUUCAUUUGCAUGCCAGCUUCUUUCAUUUGCAUACGUUAACUGGCAAGCAUGUAGGUUACUCGAUUUUCGGACGUGCUGUUUACUGUAUUUGCCGUUAGCUCGCAUGCAAGUUACUGCUCCGUUUUACUCGCAUGUUUAUUCCCGCCUGUGAAUAUUUUGAAGUAUCUUUGGUUGAAUAGAAACUGUUUAUAUUUAAUCUUCUUCGUAUAAGACUUGCCAUAAUUUUCGCAAUUUGCCCAGAGUGCGGCGGAUGUAAGGAAUAACUCUUCCUAUUACAAUAGCAUAGUUAGGUAUGUCGCUCGGUAAGGGUCUUCUAUGGAUAAUUCUCAUACUAACCGUCUCACCAAUAAAAAUAACAAAACAAGCGUUAAACGUGUAUUAAACACGUUAACACAAUUUACACGUUUCACGUUCGUGGAUUGUGUUGCACGUGUUGUAUUUGACAGCCAAGCAAAGUUCAAUUUAUAUAUUUGGUAAUUGGAUUCAAUAUUGCUUGACUGUCAAAUACUUAAACACACGUUCACCGCUUGUAUUUUUUAUUGGUAAGGCGAAUAGUAAAUAAAUAUUUCGAGUAUUAAGCAUUUAGUACCUAAGUGCGUGCGUGUAUGUGACCCACAAUAGAAAAUCGUUCGCAAGCUGUUCAAUAAAUUGAUAAAUUUUGUAUAAAUAUUUAUAACGGUAAUGUAACUGUUGGAAACAAAGUAUUGUAACAGAUGACAUAUUGUAAGGUGCUUAUGAUUAUCGUUAUAAUACAAAGUUGUGCAUAUAA
This is a messenger RNA of Pectinophora gossypiella (pink bollworm), 9058 nucleotides long. Its product is annotated as serine/threonine-protein phosphatase 2A 56 kDa regulatory subunit delta isoform-like. The coding region runs from base 197 to 1936 and encodes 579 amino acids. The transcript is spliced from 12 exons. Gene Ontology annotation, molecular function: protein phosphatase activator activity. The record is from RefSeq and is a predicted model, not a curated record. NCBI's taxonomy places the organism in Eukaryota, Metazoa, Arthropoda, Insecta, Lepidoptera, Gelechiidae. Gene Ontology annotation, cellular component: nucleus; cytosol; protein phosphatase type 2A complex. Gene Ontology annotation, biological process: signal transduction; protein dephosphorylation.